CCACAACUUUUCGCCUGCAGCUGAGGCUCGUGGGAAACUUCUAGAAGUUACACAUAUAUAUAUUUAUAUGUGCAUAUAUAUGUAUUUAUGUUUCCACACGAGUAAAGUGGGCUUUCAGGAUCGGAAUGGACGGUAAAGUCAUUGGACCGGGUCCGUACAGAGCGACCAAGCUGUGGAAUGAAACCAUUAAACUGUUCCGCGGAGGAAUGCCGCUGAGGAGGCACUGGGCGCACUUCCGCUACCACGAGUGCAGCUUCACGGGAUCCGAGGCCGUGGACUAUCUGCACGAGCUGCUGAGGCGCAACUACAACUUUGGGCCCGAGGUGACGCGCUACCAGACUCUGCAGCUGCUCCGGAAGUUCCUCAAGGCCCACGUCGUCGAAGACGUCAAAGGACGCCACGGGACGGAGGACUUUGAGGACGGCGGGCACCUGUACAGGUUCCCCGCCUCGUCCCCGCUCAAGUCUUUCCCACCGAGGCCUCUGCUGAGAGACGGCGGUGACCUUCCUCGACUCAUUCGCUGGGAUGACUAUGAAGAAUUUCCCCAGAGGGAAAGCACCGCACCCCUGAAGUCAUCCGUCAUGGCCUCCGAUCCGUGGAACAAGAGGCACAGCGUUGCUCUCGGGGACGUGCACGAGUGCAAGCUCAUCCGGAGGAAGGAGAUCACGCCGAAGCAAGUGGACCACAUCUGGAAAUCGAUGACAGUCGCCCACCUCCAGCGGGUGCUCGGCCUGCGGUCCUUGGACGGCGUUCUGGACGUCGCGCUCGUCCACGGCAAGCACAUCGUUCACAACGUGUUCGGCGUGAACAAGACGGGCGUCGUCGUGCUGGAGAACAAAGCCGAGGACAUGCCGUAUUGGGUGGCGUCGGCCAUGAAAUGCCUCGCCAAUUGGCCCAAUGGCAACGAGAGCAAACAGCCAGUGUACCCGGGCUUCGAGAGGGAUGUUCUGAGAACUGUGGCGGACUAUUUCCAGAGACUCAAAGAACCCCUGCUGACUUUCCAUCUCUAUGAAGUCUUCGUCAACAUCCUCAGUCUGCUGCCCCAGCAGCAAGAAGCCACCGAGGCUCUCCAAGUCAGCUGCCUCCUGCUGCCGCCGGCCAACCGGAGGCGCCUGCAGCUGUUGAUGCGUCUCAUGGCGCGGGUCUGCCACAAUCCCCACCUGCCUCCGCUCAACGACGCCAUCGCCACCCGCACACUGAUGGUGCAGAUGUUCUCGCACUGCGUCCUGGGCUCGCUGGAGGAGAUGGACGUGGAUGAGCUGCUGGCCACCAAGCUGGUGGUGUUCAUGAUGGAGCACCACCACGCCAUCUUCCAGGUUCCCCCCCGGCUGCGUCGCCAGGUCGAGGAGCACCUGUCCCACCUCAAGAGAGUUCAGAUCAAAUACGCGGGUUCAGAAACCGACUUCAGUGCGUCUCCGGCGUUCUGUAAGCAGAUCAGCCGGGUGGAGUGCGAGGAGCGCACGGUCAUCGGAACCCAGACGCCGCUGCAGGCGCUGCUGGAAGGCCUGAUCGCCGACCGGGAGCUGCCCGCCAAGGACAAGAGGAAGCGCCUCAAACAGUUCCAGAGGUCGUACCCAGACGUCUACCUGCGGCGGCUCCCCACCCAGGAGAGCAGGGCGGCCGUCGUGCCUGAGAGAAGCCCGUGGCUCAAACCCCACCUCAUGUUCUUCAACCUCAAGAAGCCCCUCCAGGCCAUCCAGCCCUUCCAGAGGAGCUGGAGCUUCAGGGCGUGACCAGGAGACCCAGAACAACCAGGCUGAAGAACACUGCUCAAUGACCACGAAUAAUAUGAGUUAGUAUUCAUAAUAAUACAACAUUCCCUCUGUCACGCAGAGCAAACUACGUGUGGACGGCGGUACUGACUCUUUUUAACAAAUGCAUUUGAUUGACAAAGUAUGUGAUGGAACGCUAACGCCAUAAGAACCACGGGUUGGUCUGAGAAUGAACUCCUAAUAGUUGUGUGUUGGUACAUUUUACUACGAAACACCUGUGUGCUAGAGAUGUGUCCUCACGGGCGGCGUCCUCCCCGUAACUGAAUUUAAUUCACUACGUUUCAAAAGUAUUAAUACGCCAGGUGCUAACAUUAUGGGUCGUGACUCGUGCACUCUGAAACCACUUCUAUAGUUUUGCACUAUAACAAAAAAAUAUAUAGAUUUUAAAAACAGAUUACGUCAUUUCAGGCGAUAUUUUAGUUUGUUGUGCGUUUACCUUUUGAUCACACGGUCAUUAAUAUGCUGUAUCCAGGCAACCGGGCCUGAUCCUUUGUGUGUCUUUUUUGCCACUUACGUGGUGUCUGUUUGCUGUUACUGAACCGACACUUUGUCUUCAGGACGUGGUUGAAAAUCGUCGAUGUUUAAAUUUAUCUUUAAAACGUGCACUACUGCGUCUGAAAUAUUGACCUGCUGAAUAUUAAUCUCAGAAUGGGGGGAAGAAGAGGCAAACAUUUCACUGGAUACACAAUGUCCUCUCCCCCCCCCCCCCCCCACUGGACGGCUCUCUAAAACAAUGAUGUCAUGUUUUACUUGUUCUGUAUAUCUGUUCUUAAGUGUUUAAUAUUCGCCUUUUACUGUUUGUCAACGUCCUGCUGUCGGGUUGUUUUUCACUUAAAUUUUAGACUUAAUUUCUGUUUAAUAAGUGAUAAUAAUAAGUGUUGUUUUUUUUCUAUGAAUGUUCUUGAACAAAUGUAAUAAUGCUGGAAUAACUGUUGCACUUGAAUGCUGCUCUGUGCUGGAAGAACUAACAGGAUCAAAGUGAGUCCGUGUUGGAUGUUCCCCAUAAACAUGACGGUUUGUGUAACUAA
This is a messenger RNA of Pseudoliparis swirei, 2800 nucleotides long. It is a transcript of the gene depdc1b, whose product is annotated as DEP domain containing 1B. Gene Ontology annotation, biological process: intracellular signal transduction. NCBI's taxonomy places the organism in Eukaryota, Metazoa, Chordata, Actinopteri, Perciformes, Liparidae. The record is from RefSeq and is a predicted model, not a curated record. The coding region runs from base 126 to 1733 and encodes 535 amino acids. The transcript has 11 exons.